AUGUCGUUGGUCCACAUUGUACUUACAAAAACAUGGUAUUUAUUUGACGGUAACUUCUUUACGCAAACUGACGGUGUGGCUAUGCGUGGCCCAACAUCCUCUGUGGUAGCUGAAAUAUAUAUGCAGGCUCAUGAGACUACAGCUUUAACAACUGCAGAUCACGCUCCAAGAGUUUGGAAAAGAUUUGUGGAUGACGUCUUUUUAAUAAUAAAAAGAGCACAUCUAGACGUAUUUCAUGAACAUAUCAAUAAUUUGCACCCGAAUAUUCAAUUUACAAUUGAACAUGAGAAGAACGGUAAGCUUCCUUUCUUAGACAUUCUAGUGUCUCGCAACGGUGGUAACUUAUCAGUAUCAGUAUACCACAAACCAACUCAUACUGAUCAAUAUCUCAACUACACAUCUAAUCACCAAAUGUCCUGCAAAGAAAGUGUAGUGUCCUCAUUACUGGACAGAGCAGUCAAUGUAGUCAGUGGAGAGAAUAACCGAAAAAAAGAUUUAUCUCAUAUAAACAACGCCUUACUUGCAAAUGGGUACUCGAGACAGACCAUUAGAGAAAAAUCAUGA
Molecule: messenger RNA, 564 nt
Organism: Hydractinia symbiolongicarpus
Lineage: Eukaryota; Metazoa; Cnidaria; Hydrozoa; Anthoathecata; Hydractiniidae
Exons: 1
Coding region: 1-564 (187 amino acids)
Source: RefSeq, a predicted model, not a curated record